AUGCCCUCACCCACAGAGCCCAUAUCAGAAGGCAGCAGCAGCAUCUGCCCUUUGCUUGAUGAGGCGCACACAGGCAUGACCAUUGCAGAGCGCCCCUUGAGGUCCCUCAGCUCCAGGCAGUGCGUCAAGUCCUCCUCACCCACUGCCUCUCUGGUAGGUCCUGUGUGGGUGCGCAUAGGGGGAGGUGGGAGAGGAAGGCGGGAGAGGGAGGUGGGAGAGGGAGGUGGGAGAGGAAGGUUACAGAAGGAGAGGGAGGUGAGAGAGGAAGGGGGGAGAGGGAGGCAGAAGGGAGGUGGGCAAGAGAGGCAGGAGAGGGAUGUGUGA
Closterium sp. Naga37s-1 is the source of this 324-nucleotide messenger RNA. The record is from the annotation of a GenBank genome assembly. Lineage: Eukaryota; Viridiplantae; Streptophyta; Zygnematophyceae; Desmidiales; Closteriaceae.